This is a messenger RNA of Paramisgurnus dabryanus, 926 nucleotides long. It is a transcript of the gene il20, whose product is annotated as interleukin 19 like. The record is from RefSeq and is a predicted model, not a curated record. Gene Ontology annotation, cellular component: extracellular region. Lineage: Eukaryota; Metazoa; Chordata; Actinopteri; Cypriniformes; Cobitidae.
GCUAUAAGAGCACCUGUGAUCAGCAUGAACAUCACUGCAAGAAGAAAAAGCUCCUCCGAACUCAACAGGCCAAAUUGUCAAAAGCAUCAUGAAGACCUUCAUCUUUACAAAUAGUUUGCUCAUCUGCAUGCUGCUGGGGUGUCUAUGGGGGACAGCUCAGACGAGGAAGCUUCAUCUGGGCAGCUGUGUUGCCAACAUUCAUACUCAUGAGCUCAGGCAUCACUUCCAGCACAUCCGUCAAGAGAUGGUUUCGGCAGAUGAUCAAAAAACCAUCAGAUUACUCAGAAAAGAUGUGAUGAACAACUUACAGGUCACAGAAAGAUGUUGUUUCCUCAAGCAGCUUCUUCACUUUUACAUGGAUAAGGUCUUUAUUAACUACACAAGUGGCCAUUCCCUGCACCGCAGAACCACCAGCGUCCUUGCCAACUCUUUCCUUGGAAUCUCCAAGGAUCUGCGAGAAUGUCAUGCCAAUGCACACUGCGAAUGCACUGAAGAAACCAGAUCAAAACUUCACAGCAUUCAAAACUUGUAUGACAAGCUUGACCACAAAGCAGCAGCAGUGAAGGCUAUUGGAGAACUGGAUUCGCUGUUUGAAUGGCUAGAAAGUUUGCAACACCAUUAAGACCAUCAAGGUCAAACUAAAUAGGCUAGAUGAUGUUUUAUAUUUGUAAAGCUCAGACUAAGCUGUGUUAAUUUAUAAAUUAAAUGUUUUGUACUACUAAAGUAGAUUGAGUAACUCUAACAUGGAGUGCCAUUCUGAAAACAACUUUUUUUCAGUAUGUAUAUACACUAUGUAGGAAUAAUAUAUUCCAGUAACCGUGGACCAUAUUUAUGCAUGAUGUAUGUAUGUCAUGCUGCAAUGUAGACCUUUGAGGUCAGUUUGUAAUUUGAGUUUUUAACUUAUAUUUAACUUAUAUAUAAUUAUG